This is a messenger RNA of Labeo rohita (rohu), 5290 nucleotides long. It is a transcript of the gene gabrb1, whose product is annotated as gamma-aminobutyric acid type A receptor subunit beta1. The record is from RefSeq and is a predicted model, not a curated record. Gene Ontology annotation, cellular component: neuron projection; synapse; GABA-A receptor complex. The transcript is spliced from 9 exons. NCBI's taxonomy places the organism in Eukaryota, Metazoa, Chordata, Actinopteri, Cypriniformes, Cyprinidae. Gene Ontology annotation, molecular function: GABA-A receptor activity; extracellular ligand-gated monoatomic ion channel activity; neurotransmitter receptor activity. The coding region runs from base 503 to 1954 and encodes 483 amino acids. Gene Ontology annotation, biological process: regulation of membrane potential; chemical synaptic transmission; signal transduction.
UUCUAACAAAUAAUUCACCCUGUCUCGGGCGCGUGAUGCAUUGCAAAUUGAAAGAUGGCGCGAAAGAGCUCUUGAGUCGGCGUGCGCGUUCAGGUGCACACACCUCCAGCAAAAACUACGCACUCAGCUCUGUCUGCUUCAGACUGAAUCAUUUUAGGUGCACGGAAGGGAAAGGCGCAUAAUCUCAACGCGACAGUACGUUCAGCGCCUCUGUAUUUCCAAGGAAGACACGCGAAGGACUGCCAUGAGCUGUCGUGUCCAGUGACCCACUGGCGAUGGGAUCUGACCGGCAUACUGAUACGCUCCGCCAGCAGCGUCAGCACCGGGGAGCGCGACAGACGCAAGAACACCUUGCGCGCCACUUCGGUUUUCGUUAGAGUUGCUCGUUUCUUGGCGUUUGUAGUAUUUUGAUGUUGGUCUCGUCGUCGCGCAUGCGUUGCUGUGUAGUUGAAUUUGCUGGAGCGCUUCUUCAGACUAAGUUUGGGCUACUGCUUGUCGGUCGAUGAUGAGAGGGAUGCUGAUCGCUCGGGAUCACUGGCGUGCGGGGAUCUUGUGUGUCCUCGUGUUCGUGGCUUUGACGGUUGCUCGUAGCCCGCCAGCGCACAGUGUAAACGAACCAAGCAACAUGUCGUACGUCAAAGUCACGGUGGAUAAACUACUCAAAGGCUACGACAUCCGUCUCAGGCCUGACUUCGGAGGUCCUCCGGUUGAUGUCGUUAUGAGUAUCGACAUCUCCAGUAUCGACAUGGUGUCGGAAGUGAACAUGGACUAUACCAUCACCAUGUAUUUCCAGCAGUCUUGGCGUGAUAAGCGUCUGUCCUACACAGGGAUUCCUCUCAAUCUUACUUUGGAUAACCGAGUGGCUGAUCAACUCUGGGUGCCCGAUACUUACUUCAUAAAUGACAAGAAAUCUUUUGUCCACGGGGUCACAGUGAAGAACCGCAUGAUUCGGCUGCAUCCUGAUGGGACUGUGCUCUACGGCCUGAGGAUAACUACCACAGCUGCAUGUAUGAUGGAUUUGCGCAGAUACCCACUGGAUGAGCAGAACUGCACACUGGAGAUUGAAAGUUAUGGCUACACCACAGAUGACAUCGAGUUCUACUGGCAGGGAGGAAGUUCGGUGACGGGGGUGGACAAUAUUGAGCUGCCGCAAUUCUCUAUUAUUGAUUAUAAAACACUGUCUAAGAAAGCGGUGUUUGCUACAGGGUCAUAUCCUCGUCUGUCUCUCAGUUUUAAACUGAAGAGAAACAUUGGAUAUUUCAUCCUGCAGACCUACAUGCCUUCAACCUUGAUCACCAUCCUGUCCUGGGUCUCUUUCUGGAUCAACUAUGAUGCUUCUGCUGCAAGAGUUGCGCUAGGAAUCACCACCGUCCUGACUAUGACCACAAUCAACACUCAUCUAAGGGAGACUUUACCCAAGAUCCCUUAUGUCAAAGCCAUAGACAUCUAUCUGAUGGGCUGCUUUGUCUUUGUGUUCCUGGCCUUGCUCGAGUAUGCCUUCGUCAACUACAUAUUCUUUGGCCGUGGUCCACAUUUGCAGAAGAAAGUGGCAGAAAAGGCUGCAAAAAGCAACGAGAAGAGUCGAUUGGAGAGUAGCAAAGUUCAGGUUGAUGUCCAUGGAAACAUUCCCUUGACAAACCUUGACCUGCGUCUUAGUGGAGCAGAGAUGUUAGGCGCUCUUGGGGACCCGAGGAACACCAUGUUCUCUUAUGAUAGUGCCAGCAUCCAAUACCGUAAGCCCCUUACAGGUCGGGACCUCUACGGCCGGCCCACCGCCUCUGUCGAGAGGCCAAUGGCACGGAAAAAGAGCCGCCUUAGGAGGCGAGCGGCUCAGCUAAAGGUGAAGAUUCCAGACCUGACAGACGUAAACGCCAUUGACAAGUGGUCACGUGUCAUCUUUCCCAUCACCUACACCUUCUUCAACUUAGUAUACUGGCUGUAUUAUGUCCACUAGGGAGCAGCACUGACUCGGCCCAGCCAUUCACACAUCAGGUCAGGCUCUCUUACCCUCCUUGUGGUUUUGACUGUCAGUCAGACAGGAGGAAGAGGUGCAUUCUGUAGGUAGCACUUCUCUGUAAAUUAUUCAACUAUAAAGAAUAUAUCAUAUAAAUCUAUGUUAUAAUUUUUAAAUAAGAAAAAAUAAGCUAAAACAACUACCCAACUUUUAAAGCUGUUUAAUGUAGAUUAUGUCAUAAAUAUUAGUUUAAAACUGUCACUGGAUUUUUGCACUUUGCCUCUGUAGGAUCAGUUUCACUGACUGCAGAAGCUUCACAAUGGGGAGGAAAAAAGGCUUUUCUAGAAGACGACUGUCCUGCAGCUGUAUGUCCGACUUGAAUCUUUAAAACAGCAUUUUGGAAGUUGUUUUCAUCAUCUGUUUUGCAUAUAUGGAGGAAUGAAGGUCUGUAGGGAUGUUCUUGGUUUAUUACAACCUCUAUUGACAACAUCUGUGGUAUACAUUUCAUUACCACAGAUCAUUUGAACUCAUCCCUCAGGUUUUAUAAUAUAUUGUAAUUUUGAAAGGAAUUACAAAUUACUUUUACCUGGUACUUUUGUACUCUCAAAGCAUUAUUCCUUUGUUUUACAAUAAAGCAAGCAUUUAGGUUUUUUAGAAAUCCAAUUUUCAGUCUAGUAAAAAUGUUUCUGUUUGAGGUCAGUAUGACCUCGGCAAAAGAUUACAAAGAUUAGUAAAAGGCUUUGAAGAGUCAGCCUAAUUCUGUUCAGUAUUUGUGGCAUUAGUAUUCACUUGUGGUUACAGUAAGACAUUUACAAUGGAAGUACAUAAAGGGAUAGUCCACCAAAAAAGUACAAUUCUGUCAUUAAUUACUCACCCUCGUGUCGUUCCAAACCCAUAAGACCUUUGUUCAUCUUCACAACACAAAUUAAGAUAUUUUUCAUGAAGAGAAUGAAGUCCUUAUUUUUGUUUUCUUUCUGCACUCUCUUCUGCUUCAUAUAAUUAAGGUUGAACCACAGAUGUCAUAUGGACUAUAUAGAUCUAUAAUAAUAGAUGUCCUUACUAUCUUUCUGGGCCUUGAUCGUGGUAGUUGUGUUGCUGUCUAUGCAGGGUAAGAAAGCUCUUGGAUUUCAUCAAAAAUGUCUUCAUUUGUGUUCUGAAGAUGACUUAAUUAAUGACAGAAUUUAAAUUUUUUGGGUGAACUAUCCCUUUAAUUAACCUAUAACGGUAGUCUCUUAAAAAAGUAAUUUUAUAAUUCGUUGAUUGAAAACCUAGAACAUUCCUUUAAAAACAAGACCUUCAUAGUAUGUUUAGGUUAUCCAUGAAAGCCUUGCCCCAGUUUAGACACAUCACAUACUGUAGAUUAAACCUGUCUUAGUAAGACUUUAGCAACUCCGCUACCAAGAAAUGGGCGAAAGAGGUCAUCUUUUGGGUUACAGUAUUUAUAGGGAUUGGUUAAGAAUACGCUUCAAAAAAUAUUGUCUGCAGCUCUUGUGUGUCUAUAUGUAACACACCUGUUCUCUAUUAUCAAAUGUAGUGCCCGGAACAGAUUUUCUUACAUCAGCAUGACAACACAUGAUGACAAGCAGGAUGUGAGUUUAAAGUCCACACAGUAUGUAAAUUUGUACAUUAAAACAUAUCAGGUAUUGAAAGAUGAAUGAUGUCAUCAUGUUUUUCUGUACUUUUUCUUAUAAACCAACAAAUUCUGCAGAUUUCAUUCACAGCAGCAGUUGAAUUUUAUACUGUAAAGCCCAAUAUACAGGUGAGUAAAAAAGUUUUCACCCCCUUUUCAGAAUCAUUCAAAAUGUUAAUUAUUUUACCAAAAUAAGAGGGAUCAUACAAAAUGCAUGGUAUUGUUUAUUACUGAUCUGAAUAAGAUAUUUCACAUAAAAGAUGUUCACAUAUAGUCCACAAGAGAAAAUAGUUGGAUUUAUAAAAAUGACCCUGUUCAAAAGUUUACACACACUUGAUUCUUAAUACGGUGUUGUUUCCUGAAUGAUCCACAGCUGUGUUUUUUGUUUAGUGAUAGUUGUUUAUGAGUCCCUUGUUUGUCCUGAACAGUUAAACUGUUUUUCAGAAAAGGUCUCACAAAAUUCAUUGGUUUUCCAGCAUUUUUGUUUGAACCCUUUCCAACAAUGACUGUAUGAUUCUGAGAUCCAUCUUUUCACACUGAGUACAACUGAGGGACUCGUACGCAACUAUUACAAAAGGUUCAAAUGCUCACUGAUGCUCCAGAAGGAAAAUAACCAUGCAUUAGGAGCCAAAGAAUUUGUGGCACCUGAAGGAUUUUUCUGAAGAGCAGCAGGCAGUUUAACUGUUCAGGACAAACAAGGGACUCAUGAACAACUUUCACUAAACAAAAAACACAGCUGUGGAUCAUUCAGGCAGCAACACAGUAUUAGGAAUAAAGGGGAUGUAAAGUUUUUGUCAUUUUUAUACAUUCAGCUGUUAUUUUCUCUUGUUGACUAUAUGUAAACAUCUUUCAUGUGAAAUAUCUUAUUCAGGUCAGUACUAAAUAAACAAUAACAUGCAUUUUAUUGUAUGAUCCCAUGUAUGAUCCCUCUUAUUUUAGUCAAAUAAUUAACAUUUUGAAUGAUUCUGAAAGGAGGGUGUAAACUUUUGACCUCAACUGUAUAAAUUCAUUAGCAAGAGGUUAAAAGACAAAAAUGGUUCCAGGAUGCGAUAUAUUAGCUCCUAUUUUUCAGUAUUUGACUCAGCAUUCCUUACACUAUUGCAAUCAAAAUGUAGCUAUGAUUUUAGAUCUGGGCAUUGUUUUAGGGAUGUAGUACUAAAUAUUUAUAUAGUAAGUGACUUCACAGUAUUUACCUUACACAUUUGCAUUUAGCUUUAAACUGCUAUUCACUGUGAGUUAUUCAGUAUAAUAACCAAGCUCACCAAAACGCAGAUAGGACUUAAUAACAAAUUAGAUUUUUCUUCUUUAUGGCUGAACUUGUGCCUUUUAAGAAAAAAAAAUCAUGUAUUUUACAGGGUUUAACAUACAACAGCAGAGUAGAAAUAUUCUGAAUGGAUUUCCACUUUUCUAUAGAACAAAUAAUACUUAAGGGUACCACACGUAAUCAAAAUUAAAGGUACUUUCAAGGGCUUUUCCAAUGCCCUGCAUUAAUAUUCCGUAUAAUAUUAUAAAUAUAUAAGAUGUGUUUGGCAUGUAAAUACAUUGCUUGCAUUGCAACACUUUUUGUUUCAGUGACAAUCUGACUGGGACGUGAGCUGCUCAGUUUGUCGUCCAGGAGUGAAUUAACUUUACGAAAUUCUCUUAAUUAAAGAGAUCUCAAGAGCGGCAACAUAAAAACGAAGCAUUUUCACACGCUCCAGCCAGAA